This is a messenger RNA of Microtus ochrogaster (prairie vole), 5350 nucleotides long. It is a transcript of the gene Etv6, whose product is annotated as ETS variant transcription factor 6. The record is from RefSeq and is a predicted model, not a curated record. NCBI's taxonomy places the organism in Eukaryota, Metazoa, Chordata, Mammalia, Rodentia, Cricetidae. Gene Ontology annotation, molecular function: sequence-specific DNA binding; DNA-binding transcription factor activity, RNA polymerase II-specific. Gene Ontology annotation, cellular component: nucleus. Gene Ontology annotation, biological process: cell differentiation; regulation of transcription by RNA polymerase II.
ACGCGAGGCCGGCCGGCUGCGCCCCGGUCGCCGCGCCGCGACCCGCACACCCCACGCCGUGCUCGCCGGCUCCCACGCCCCCGCGCCGCGCGCCCGAUCCGUGCGCUCCGAAGACCCCCCCCACCACCGGGCGGCCGCCGUUGGCGAUGCUGCAAGAAACUUCUUAAAUGACCGCGUCCCGCUGCCCCGCCGAGCGUUUCUGGGUUGGGGAGAGGAAAGGAAAGUGGAAAAAAACUGAGAACUUCCUGAUCCCUCUCGCUGUGAGACAUGUCUGAGACUCCUGCUCAGUGUAGCAUUAAGCAGGAACGAAUUUCAUAUACACCUCCGGAGAGUCCAGUGGCCAGCUACGGGUCCUCAACUCCGCUUCAUGUUCCAGUGCCUCGAGCGCUCAGGAUGGAGGAAGACUCGAUCCACCUGCCAGCGCACCUGCGCUUGCAGCCAAUUUACUGGAGCAGAGAUGACGUAGCCCAGUGGCUCAAGUGGGCGGAAAACGAGUUUUCUUUAAGGCCCAUUGAGAGCAACACGUUCGAAAUGAACGGCAAGGCGCUCCUGCUGCUGACCAAAGAGGAUUUCCGCUACCGAUCUCCUCAUUCAGGCGAUGUGCUCUAUGAGCUCCUCCAGCACAUUCUGAAGCAGAGGAAACCUCGUAUUCUCUUCUCACCUUUCUUCCACCCUGGGAACUCUAUCCACACGAAGCCGGAGGUCCUGCUGCAUCAGAACCAUGAAGAAGAUAACUGUGUCCAGAGGACGCCCAGGCCACCUGCAGAGAGUGUGCACCACAACCCUCCCACCAUUGAACUCUUACAUCGCCCUAGGUCACCUAUCACCACAAACCACAGGCCUUCUCCUGACCCCGAGCAGCGGCCCCUGAGGUCCCCUCUGGACAACAUGAUCCGCCGCCUCUCGCCAGCUGAGAGGGCCCAGGGGCCAAGGCUCCAGCAGGAAAAUAACCACCAGGAGUCCUACCCCCUGUCAGUCUCUCCUAUGGAGAAUAAUCACUGCCCAGCAUCCUCGGAGUCCAACCCGAAGCCCUCCAGCCCCUGGCAGGAAAGCACACGAGUGAUCCAGCUGAUGCCCAGUCCUAUCAUGCACCCUUUGAUCCUGAACCCCCGGCACUCGGUAGAUUUCAAACAGUCCCGGCUCUCCGAAGAUGGGAUGCAUAGGGAAGGGAAGCCCAUCAACCUGUCUCAUCGGGAGGACCUGGCUUACAUGAACCACAUCAUGGUCUCCGUGUCCCCGCCUGAAGAGCACGCCAUGCCCAUCGGGAGAAUAGCAGACUGUAGACUGCUUUGGGAUUACGUCUAUCAGUUGCUCUCCGACAGCCGGUACGAAAACUUCAUCCGAUGGGAAGACAAGGAAUCCAAAAUAUUCCGGAUAGUGGAUCCCAAUGGACUGGCUCGCCUGUGGGGAAACCAUAAGAACAGAACAAACAUGACCUAUGAGAAAAUGUCCAGAGCCCUGCGCCACUACUACAAGCUAAACAUUAUCAGGAAGGAGCCCGGACAAAGGCUUUUGUUCAGGUUCAUGAAAACCCCAGACGAAAUCAUGAGUGGCCGGACAGACCGUCUAGAGCACCUCGAGUCUCAGGAGCUGGAUGAGCAAGCGUACCAAGAGGACGAAUGCUAAGGACCCACCACGGCCUCACCGGCUGGCCAAGAAGAAACCUGCCCACGGGGACCGCUGGAGGCGUGCUGGAGCAGGCGGACUGGGGAUGGCUAAGAAAGAAGAGGCCCAGGAACGGCAGGAACGCUUCUCUUCCAGACUGAGAGGGACCCAGAGCACCUUAGACAAACCACCCAGCAAACGGCGGGGCUGGAAUUCUGGCGGAGGGCACAAGCCUGAGACACACAGGUCACAUUUGCGUCUCCUUUGGACCUCUUGUCCUUAGCGCCUCACCCUCACCCUGCACCUGUUGUUAGUCUCACGGUGUUUCUGUUUUUGUUUUUGGUUUUUUUUUUCUGUGUUUUUUUUUUUUUAAGAACAUGCAGUUUGACUAUUCAUCGUUCAUACAGGGGAAGACAUCACAUGUUGUUUUCCUAUGGAAAUAUAUCUAUUAUAUAUAUAUUAUUUUUUAUGCAAAUCUCACAAAGUACGGCCAGCUCAGCUGGUCAGGAAAGAGACUUGCAGAAGGGAUCAGGCUCCUCUUUCUCCCGCCACAUGGAUCAGGUUUGUCCUGUUGCAGUUGGGUCUUGGAUGAGAAAAAGAAAAAGAGAGGGAUACUUUCAAAGCAAUGAAAGAGAAAGUUCACUCUGUCCCCCUCCUGCCCCCCUUCUCUCAUUCAUCCUAUCCCCCUCUGCCUUCUCUGCCUGCUGGUCCAUGUCACAUGCCUUUUAACAGACCUAGCCUCGCUAGCACCUAAGCUAAAGAGUGACCGUGGCCAUCAGCCCAUAACCAGACCCCUGGGGCACCCAUCUGAAAGAGAUCAAACACCUCACAAAUGCUGCUGUAUUUCAGAAAGAUCAGUGGAGGUCCGGUUAUAAGAUAGGCCAAAGGCUGGUCCAGUGAUGUGGAAGGCCCUGGCAGCUUGGGAUUAUAUUGAACAGAGUGCCACAAAGUGGGAAAAUACGAGACGCUCACACAGACCUAGGUCCAGGGUCUAGGCAGAGCUGUUCUGCAGUGAGGAACAGGUUGUGCAGGCUGGGGAGAAAGCAGAGCUGUCGGUUUCAUUCCCAAGACUUCUUGCCCUUGUGGGAUUGCUGCCACCCCCACUCCAGGUCCUAGCCUUUUGUUGCUUUUCUUUGCUGGUCUUCACUGAACAUAAAACACAGAAGAGAGGAUCCUGGUGCGUGGUGUGCAGACUCGGCCACAGCUGGUAUAUGCACAACCAGCACAGACGGGAAAGUCUUCAUUUCUGCUCUUGUCAUCGCUGUAUUUCGAGAAGACAUAUCUGUGGCUUUUUUCACCUCGACAUAAGGUCGGUAGUAUCUUCUAAGAUGAGGGGAAUGCUUUGCCUUAGGACUUUUGAUAGCAGAGAUUUUUAGAUGACUGUUUAGCUUCAAGGGAGAUUUGGGUUUUUUUUUUUGUUGUUGUUGUUGGUUUUUCAAGACAGGGUUUCACUUUGUAGCCCUGGCUGUCCUGGAUCUUGCUUUAUAGACUAGGCUCUCUUCAAACUCCGAGAUCUGUCUGCCUCUGCCUCCUGAGUGCUGGGAUUAAAGGUGUGGAUUAAACCACAUCCAGCUUUUUCCCCAUUUUUACCGUCCAGAUGAACUCUUUGAACGGCAACGUUUUUAACCCAGGUGAUGAGGCCUGCCUUAUCCACCACCGCUUGUCUUUCCUUUGUGUCUUCCACACCCUGAGUGAACAUCUCCCUGCCCUCUGUGUGUGUGUACUCGACCAGAGGCAGUACACAGGUGAAGCUCGCAGAGAGAAACUGCCCUCCAACCAUUCCAAGUGAGGCACAUAGAGGCUAGGAGUACCCAGGCAUUUCCCUCUGGGCCUCACUCACCAGACAUCAGCUCACAGACAUGCAGAUGGACUAUGGUUCAGAUACUGGAACUGAGUUGAUCGGGCUGCUUUAGUCUUGGCUGUGACUCCCGAGUCCCUCCCCCAUCUGCCUUCCAAGAGGUCAGUGAGCUUCUGGGUGAAGAGUUUGGGCUUAGUAUUCAUUUGUGGGUGGAGAUGAGAGCCACAUGGUAUGUUUCUUGACAUAAAGCAGGCGAUACUUUAUUUUUCUUGGCCUCUAAAAUGACUGGUACCUUAUCUCAAGUGGGGAGAUUAAGCCAAAUUCUUAUGUUAUAUGAACCCCUGGGUUGAACUAGAGAGAAAGGGUGGGGUUUUUGGUUUUUGUUUUGACUGAGGUCCUGUGUAUAACUAUGAAAUGAGAGAUUAAGACACCUCAUUCUGGCCACUUUGCCCACGUGCAGAACCCUGUCUCUCACUGUCCAAAGAAUCUUCCAGAUUGACUGGGGAAGGAAAUUCCCUUGUUCCCUAAGGGCCCUGGAUUAAAAGCAUAUGAAAGUUUGUAAGGCUUGGGACGGCAGCUUCAGCCGCUUAUGUUAGAAAUGCUCAUUGCAGUGCGGUUGUUAUUUCCCACCCGGUAUUUACAGUAAUGAUUUAUGCUGGUUCUCCUAACUGCAAAAGUCCUCAUUUGUUUUUUUGGGGGGCGGGAAGAAGACAAGGCCGGUGUUGUCACCAGGGGUACAGUGCUCUCUCAGGCUGCAGACUCAGAACCCGAGGGCUUUUGGGGUGUGUGUGUGUGUGUGUGUGUGUGUGUGUGUGUGUGUGUGUGUUUUCCAUCCACCAUGAUCUUCUAGCUCAACAUUAAGUUUAAGAGGUGAUGGAACCAAACCAAGAGCUUGUGUAUCAGGUGACAUGGGGCCCUUUCUCUGUGGCUGUCAUGGGUUGGGUCAGGAAAAGGAAUUUGCAAGAAAGCUUUGCCUCGUGGAAGGUAGACGUCAUCACUUAGGUCCUGGAAUUCUCUGUCCCGUGUCCUUGACUAGGCGGUCUUCAGGUCUCCAUCAGAAGAAAGCAGGGGUUGGACGUUGACAGUGACUUCUCUCAGAUCUUCUUGAUCUAAAGCAACUUGGUGACAUCCACAGUCAGUGUCACUAAUGUUCCGUACCCAUUUUCGUCUUUUGUUUUCUUAAGGAGAAGGGGCCUCCUAAGAAAAGAACAAAACAAGCUAUAGGCGGCUGGCGGUUUCUCCUUCCCCUCUGACCGAGCAUCUUUCACACUAAUCCCUUGUCCAGAUACGAAUGUCACUUGAGCUGACGUUAGCCGGCCGUGAGCGGACUGAGUGGCCACUCUGCCCCCUCACACUGUCAGGAUCCAACCGUAAGCACGUGUUGGCAUAGCCACUGUUGUUGGCAGAAGAGAACCCGAGAGAGGUCGUGUCACUUACCCUGGGAGCAGAUAGCGUGACACGAACAGAAUUAGAGUCGGGCUCCAACCUGAGUGUUUAGAAUGCAGCUAGAAACUAUACUGGCUUAAAGCCCCGUUUGGUCCAUCCCCAGCAGAGAGACUUAAAGACGCACAGGGUGGUUCGCACUGCCCAGUCAUUCGGUGCUAGACGGAGCUCAGCCUGCUCCUCUUCUGAACAGAAACCUAAAUUGAGUGACACAAGAAAGCCAGUGGGGGCAGGAGCACAGAGGACCACCCGGGCUCCUGCCCAUCCGCGAGGCGCAGAGAACUAACCCAGAAUUCUAUUGGCCCCAUCCGCAUCAACACUAAACAACAGCGAACUCCCGGUCUCUCACCCUCGCAAGUGAACACUUGUGAAGAUUUCUCUUUGCGACUGCACCCACCUGCAAGCCAGAUGAAUCUAGAAUGAAUUUUUGUUGUUGUUGUUUAGUUUCUAAUCUCUUGUUUAUGAGGUGUGGGGUUUAUAAGGGACUGAAUCAAAUGAAUGUAA